GAAAGAAGUGCCUGGCUUGGUUUUAUGAGUAUGCAGGUCCUGAUGAAGUUGUAGGACCAGAAGGAAUGGAAAAAUUUUGUGAAGACAUUGGUGUUGAACCAGAAAAUGUGUGACUGCACAGAAAAGUUACAGAACAAAUUUGACUUUUUGCGCUCACAGUUGAAUGAUAUUUCAUCGUUUAAGAAUAUAUACAGAUAUGCCUUUGAUUUUGCAAGGGAUAAAGAUCAGAGAAGCCUUGAUAUUGAUACUGCUAAAUCUAUGUUAGCUCUUCUGCUUGGGAGGACAUGGCCACUGUUUUCAGUCUUUUAUCAAUACCUAGAGCAGUCAAAGUAUCGUGUUAUGAACAAAGAUCAGUGGUACAAUGUAUUGGAAUUUAGCAGAACAGUUCACACUGAUCUUAGUAACUACGACGAAGAUGGCGCUUGGCCUGUUCUUCUUGAUGAAUUUGUUGAGUGGCAAAAAGUCCGGCAAACAUCAUAGCAAGAAGUAUUAUGAAGAAAAUGCAUACUUUUUUGAUUCCCACGUGUAUACAAGCUAAUAAGAUGAGGGAAAAAAUAAUCCAAAGGGUGCAUUUUCAGUCAUAUGAAAGACUUCUCAUAGUAAUUUUUUUCCUUUUUUUUAAAGGAAGUUUUCUUGUUACAUGUGAUAGGCAUUGAGCCACACCUCUUAUGAGACUGAAUAUUGAUGUUUUUGUUUCAAGUUAUGUUUUUAACAUUUAUUUCAGAACAAUAAAGAUUGAGAUUUGUGACAAAGGCCUUAAAGUGAAGAUGUCCCUUGAGUGUCAGAGUGGUAUUUAUUUUUGUAAAUUUGAAUUCUUGAAUUUUUGAGGUUCUCAGUUACCAUGGAUUUAUGGAAUUAUAAAGAUUGUAAACCAUGACAUUGUGUUCGGCUGAUGGUCUGGCUCCUCAUAUUCAUCCUUGCACAGCUGGGCAGAAUAAUUAACCUUGACUUGUGGGAUAAUGAUUUUUUGAUGCAGCUACUAGAAAACAUUUUUAGAUAAUUGAAAUUGCUCCAACCUUUGGUUCUGGGUUUUUGUAAAAGUUGCCACGGUCUUAUGCACAUACUUUACCUAAAGUGUUGAGAAUUGGAAAGAUUAUGUCCACUUAGUUAAUUUCCUGACCAUUAAAUAGUAUUUUCAAUAAACAUAUUGAGAAUGCUUAGUGUAUAUUCAUGUAUAUUCUUAAUGUGAAUCUUAAGUUUUCUGUAUUUGUAAGCGAAAAAGUUUCAAUUAUACUUGAAAGAACAAGGUUGGUGUAUUAAUGAUUUCAAAAUUAGAAAUCCUUGUGAAAGAAUUAGGAGAACAUAUUGAAGUUGCAUUCUUAUCAUUGCCAUUAAGCGCAUGCUUAUGGUCUUUUGAACUGUCAUUUUAUGAUAGAAUUUUGUUGGGAGUGCUUUCGUUUGUCUUAAGAAAACUUUGGCCCCAAUGUUGUAAACUUAGUUAAGAUCCACACAGAAGGUAAAAGAAUAAGGAAGGAAUCAUGAGAGAACUCUGGAUAUAGCUAAAACCUGAGUGAGAUCAUUUACUUUUUUUUUUUUUUCUUAAGCUGGGGACCAAACCCAGGUCCUUGUGCAUGCUAGACAAGUGCUCUACCACUGAGCUACACCCCAGCCUCAAUGAGGCUAUUGCAUCGGCAGUCACCGUUUUGCUGUUUUAUCAUCAUGUUUUGACUGUUGGCAAUAAAGUGUCUUGAGAUGGCAAUCUGUCCUCAUUCACAUAAAAGGCACCUUUGGAAUGAGCAGCAGGCCUGUGUAUCAAUUUCUUUUCAAGCCAUGUAAGAUCCCAAUGAUGUGAAAACUUUGUUCACAUUCACAGUCCAAGUCACAACCUCAGUAUUCCUAUGUCAUUGUAUGUUUGAAGAGCAUAGGUUAUUUUUCUGUAAUUUGUAUUGAGAUUCAAGGUAAAGAUUGAUUUUUGGUAGUGCAUUUAAUAAGUGAUUUUUGGUAUUGUUUACUUAAGGGAGAAUAAUAUUUAGAAUCUUUUUAUUGUUUGCAUUUUGGUUAAUGAACAGGGAAAAAAUAAUUGCCAGUGGUUUACUUGCCUUAGGAUUGCUUUGUAUAGUUUUGUAAAACACUGAUACAAUACUGGGAAAUAAAUUUUUCCCUAAAUGUCUUAUAGAUAAGGAUAAUUUUCUUGGAAUAGUCUUCUUAUAUUAUAUGAGUGUCAUUGAGUUGUUAGAACUGGGCAUACCAAUAGUGUUGUUAUUUAAUAUCACAAAUGACUUCAUAUCAAAUUCAUAGAA
Castor canadensis (American beaver) is the source of this 2240-nucleotide messenger RNA. RefSeq names its product defective in cullin neddylation 1 domain containing 5 (gene Dcun1d5). Gene Ontology annotation, cellular component: ubiquitin ligase complex. Gene Ontology annotation, molecular function: ubiquitin conjugating enzyme binding; cullin family protein binding; ubiquitin-like protein binding. Gene Ontology annotation, biological process: protein neddylation. The record is from RefSeq and is a predicted model, not a curated record. NCBI's taxonomy places the organism in Eukaryota, Metazoa, Chordata, Mammalia, Rodentia, Castoridae.